Molecule: messenger RNA, 624 nt
Organism: Triplophysa dalaica
Lineage: Eukaryota; Metazoa; Chordata; Actinopteri; Cypriniformes; Nemacheilidae
Product: aggrecan core protein-like
Exons: 4
Coding region: 1-624 (207 amino acids)
Source: RefSeq, a predicted model, not a curated record
AUGAAACUCUCACACUGUACCGUCCAUGGUGGGGAUCAAAGCCCAGUGGUGCUGGAGAUUGUGUCUUUUCUGCGCAUACAGCUUGAAACCACUGGAUACAUUUUAAUAACAGAUAGGAAAAACUGGAGGGAUGCUCAAAGUCACUGCAGACAGUAUCACACUGAUCUGGCCUCCAUCCACAGCCUUGAGGAGCAGAACCAGAUAAGGAUUGUCUCUGAAGAGACACGAUGGGUCUGGAUCGGUCUAUCAACUGAAUCUUGGCAGUGGUCUGAUCAAUGGAGUCUCUCCUUUACAAACUGGGCAGCAGGACAACCAUCUGCAUCUGGUGACUGUGUUGCGAUGUCAACAACUGACUCCGGAAAAUGGAUUCAGAACAGCUGUGAUCUUCAGUGUCCAUUUGUUUGCUACGAAGAGGCCAAGUUUGUUAAAAAACAAACUGUCAGAUUCUAUUUCACCCAUGAUGGAGAACACAGUCUGACUGAUUCUUCUCUACAGACCACCAUCUUGAAUAAGAUAAGUGAAAAGCUGAAGUCGAUUGGGAUUGGAGACUAUAAGAGCAUAAGCUGGAAAAAGGAUGAAGGUGGAGAGGUGUUUCAUCUGAGCAAACGCCGUGAAUUUAAAUAG